UCACUCGCUGGCAUUGCGGUGAGGUGACGUUUCGGGGACGGCUGUUACCCAAAAUCGAACCGAAUCUCGGCCAAAUCCUUCAUCAAUAGAUAAAUAUGGUGAUAUUGGCUGGCGGUCAAGUUGAAUGCGUCCGAUUAAGCAUAGGCCGUUGCCCAGUUCUCGGUUUCAGAAAUUCAGUGACGACUUGUCAACCGAGGUGCGCGCAUCGGCUGCGACUACGGCUCCGCUGCAUUAACGAAACCCAACCACUGCGGAAAUGUUUUUGCAAGUCACCAUCGGAUGUCUAGCUCUUUUGGCGGUUGGCACUGCCUUCGAAGAGCAUCCGCACUUCUGCAUCGAUACAGAGCCUCUCCUCCUAUCGCAAAUAGAUAGGCAUGUGGUUAUUCCCACCGAGAAGGAUCUGCAGUGCCAUAUUAAGGCCACCACACUGACUCUCAAGGAGAAGGCGAGCCUCGUGGACACCUUGUGUGCGGAUCACGGAUCUACGACGAUCCGACGCGACAACCAUCACUUCCUUCGGCUUCGCAACGGUGAGCUGAGUGGGCGUGGCUCUCAGUCGGAUAUAUGUACGAAUAAUGCCAGUUCGGUGCUAUCGUGGGUGCCGUAUGACAUGGUGCUGAAGUACUAUGCCGCCGAGCUGAAUCCAAAGGAACGGCUCACCUACAUAGCGAAGGCCACGAAUGUUGAGCGCGAGAAGACGGAACUGUGCCAUUUCCGGCACACGGAUCUGGUCAAUGCCGUCUCCGACAACCUGUUCACCUGUGUGGUUAUGAUAUUUGGUGAUAACUUUUACGGCUUGGAGGACAACAUAAAUGUCUUGGUGGAACUGGAACCCCUCAUGCACCAGCUUCGUAACAUCACCUACUUGCCAUGGCGCAACGUCUCCAACAGCUAUAAAAUGCAACUGGGCGAAAGUAUGCUCCGGAAUCCGGGCAGCGAAAAGAAGCCCAUUUAUGGGAGUCUCAACUACGCCUUUGUGGAGAAGAUCCAUCUGAAUGUCAGCAGUGUAUAUCAGGACAAGCACUUGGCUAGGCUGCCACUUCUCUUAGAGCAUCGCAGUUCGGUGCUGCAGCUCGAUGAGCACGGCGUGGGCGGUAUAGACGUAGAGGAGAAGGCCUACUUCGGGCGCAGCAUGGAUCCUCGGAGUGAGGUAAAGGUGCAGGUUAUUGGGCAGUGGGUGGACCAGCACCGCCAGUUCUCGGCCGACAUCUACGAGUACUACGGCUAUGGCUUGAAGCGCUACAAGGAACCAAUGAAAGGUGGACAGAUCACGUUCGUGAGGAUUGACAACACGGAGCCAGUCUUUUCGGCGCCGGAGUCAAAUAAUCUGGUCAAGGCAUCCUUGUUCCAGGACUCCAAAGCCGCCAAACUAAAGGAUGGAUCCACUGGCAACUUUACAGAGUGGGAGAAUGCCCAGGAGGACCCCGACGACGAGGAGUCGGGAUUCUACGGAUGGUUUGUGGUGACAUCCUUGUUGGUGGCCUUCAUCGUGGUGCUUGGCAUCUAUGUUGUAAUACGCCGGCAGCAUUGCAAAAAUGGCCAGCGGCAACAGUAUAAUCUAGCUAAUACAAACGUCCCUGCACCAGCCUAAAAAUACAGAAUAAAUCCCAUAAUCUUAGGACUCAAAAAACAAACUUACAGGUGCUCCUCUCACCUGAAAUGUCAGUUCACUUGAACGAGUUGGCAGUUCCUUUGCCAAUUCCUUUUAUUUUUUAAUUGUUCUUUGGUAACCGCUGCAAUAUUGGUGUAAAAUGUCCAGUUUUUAUUUCUGAAAUAAACCAAGUGAUGUAUUCUUUGCAAAAAUA
Drosophila bipectinata is the source of this 1805-nucleotide messenger RNA. RefSeq lists its product as uncharacterized. Lineage: Eukaryota; Metazoa; Arthropoda; Insecta; Diptera; Drosophilidae. The record is from RefSeq and is a predicted model, not a curated record.